AUGUUGGACGCAAAGGGCAUAUCUCGUGGGACUGAUGAGCCGCAACCGCCGCCCACCACCAUGAAGCCCUUUACGGACCCCCUCCCCAAGCCGCCGCCGCUCUCCCGGCCACGGCCCUUUGACCCGUGGAACUCGUCGUCGUCCGGCCACCAGCGCCGCGAGGCCUCUCGCCGCGAGACCGACGGCGUCUCCGAGACGAGCUGGCGGACCUCGCGCGGCCUCAAGCUCAACCGCCAGUUCAAACCGCAGCAGAGCCACAUCCCGGCCUCUCCAACACAGGACAGCAAACAACAACCGCCACCGCAGAAGAAGAGUGUCGUCGAGAUGCUCGUCAAGCCAGGCUCGAUGAAGGAAAUCAUCUCGCUGCCGGUUGCUGAACAUGCUGGAGGAGGAAGCCCAGGCCGGCAGCUCUUUGACGGCCUGGUCGUGUACAUCAACGGCAGCACCUUUCCGCUCAUCUCCGACCACAAGCUCAAGACGGCCCUGGCCGCCCACGGCGCCCGCAUCGCCCUGCACCUGGCCCGGCGGCAGGUCACGCACGUCGUCCUCGGACGGCCGGCAGGUGCAGCGGCGGGAUGCGGUGGUGGUCUGGCCGGCACCAAGAUGGACCGCGAGAUUCGACGCCUCGGCGGCAAAGGCAUCAAAUACGUGGGCGUUGAAUGGGUCCUCGAAAGUAUCCGCGCCGGCACACGACUCCCCGAGGCGCGCUUCUCCAACCUUAAAAUUGCCCACCAGGGCCAGUCGAGCGUCUACAGCCUCGCAAAGAAGCCAGCUUGA
This is a messenger RNA of Akanthomyces muscarius, 777 nucleotides long. RefSeq lists its product as uncharacterized. The record is from RefSeq and is a predicted model, not a curated record. NCBI's taxonomy places the organism in Eukaryota, Fungi, Ascomycota, Sordariomycetes, Hypocreales, Cordycipitaceae. The coding region runs from base 1 to 777 and encodes 258 amino acids. The transcript is spliced from 2 exons.